AUGGUUUCUUGGCCUUGAAGGCUAUUACAAUUCUCCAAUAUAAAAAUGAACCCUUCUCCGAAAGCUUUUAAAUUCAAUAUGGACAACGUAAGUUCAUAUUCCUUUUCAAAUAUUAGAAAUAAAAGACCACUCACAAAGACUCCUCGCUCUAGGAAGAAGGUUAAUAACCCAAGAUCAUCAUUUGAAUCCUCACAGCGAAAAAGCGGCAUAAAUGUCGAUUUUAUAUCAAAAUUUAAGCAACUCUUGCGCACUGUAAGAUGCGAUGAAGAUCAUAAAUCCACAAAGACAUUAAUCAAGUCUGCAAAAGCAAUAAAACCUGCUCAAUUGUACGAAAAAUCUCCAAAAAUAACCUCUCCAACACUGUCUCCUGUCAUCUGCUACUCAGAGAACUUCAAUCAACUUUACAAAAAGAAGUUUAAUUUCAGUAAAAACGGUUGAGAAUAUUGGAGAAACAGCAGCAUUAGAAAAUCUCCUAAAAUUAAUCAAAAAAUUAUCUUACUCCCCCCCAUCCUUGAUUGAACGACUCGCCAUCGUUCGAUCAAGGAUGGGGGUUAAAAAUAUUUUUUGGGAAAAAAUUUUUAUUUAUAAAAUAAAAAAUAUAUAUAUUUAUUUACUUUUAAAUAAGAGGGUUAAGAGUAUUUAAUAAUUGUUUUUACCGCAAAAAAUUGAAUUAAUUUCAUAAAAAUACCAAUUUUUAAUAUUUUGAUUUAUUAGUCACCCUUUUAAACUGUAUAAAUUUUAAUUUGUUCCUUAUUAAAUUAAAUUUUUUUUUUAAAAUUUUAAAGAAUCUCUAUUUUUUUAGAUUAUUAAGUUUUAAGCCCAGGUUGAUGACUAAAUCACUUCGUAUGGUUGAUUCCAAAGCUUUUGUCGUCUUAAAGUCUCUAAAAACAACUUUCAUUAGGUGCAUCUUCCCAAGCUUUUGAUAACUAAUAUAUUUUUUAUAUAUAUAAAAAUUUGCAUGAUAUAAAAAUCGUUCGAUCAAGGAUGGGGGUUAAUUUUCCCCAAAUUUUAGGAAUUUUUACAGUCAAUCGUUCGAUCAAGGAUGGGGGGGAAUUAGAAAAGUCUAUAGAAAAAAAUUAUUUUGAUUCCUCUGUCAAAAAUUUACAAAAAAUCCUUGACACAAGGAAAAGAAGAUAUAAGUUUUUCACAGACAGUGAAGAAUCUAUUGAAAGAUCACGGAAGAAAAUUCUUGAUCUGAGAGUUGACCCCGGGGUAAGUUCUGAAUCUUCGCUUGAUUUUGCCAAAAAAUCGCACUUAUCUAAUAUCAAUAGUGAAAAUUUUAAAGAAAUUUCAUUUAAAAAAGCUUCAUCUCAAGGAAAGAUUUGCAAAAAUCAAAAAAUCAAUGAUAAAAUGAGCAGGAGCAGCUUAUCACCUACGUGCAUUGGUGCCGAAAGUGAAUCAUUUAAUAGAGCACCUCUUGCAAGAUCGCAAACAUAUAAUCCAUCUACUAGAAUUAAAUUAAAGAGGAGAAGCCCUGAAAAGCAAGAGAAAUCUUUAGAAGAAUUUGGUGCAUGGGAAAUUUCUUAUUAA
Blepharisma stoltei is the source of this 1530-nucleotide messenger RNA. Lineage: Eukaryota; Ciliophora; Heterotrichea; Heterotrichida; Blepharismidae. The record is from the annotation of a GenBank genome assembly.